AUGCCGAUAAAUGUAUCAUUUAAAGUUACAGGGGGAAAAGAAUUCACAAUUUCGAUUGAACAAGAAAUAACUGUUUUGGAAUUAAAACAAAAAUGUUCUGAACAUGUAGAUAUCCCAGUUGAGUGUCAAAGGAUUAUUUUUAAAGGAAAAAUAUUGAAAGACAAAGAACCUCUAACAGUGUAUGGUGUAGCGGACGGCAUUACCAUGCAUUUGGUUCGCAGCGCUGCACCUGUGAAGGAGCCUGAAACCGAAAAGGAGACAAACAAAAAUGACAGCACAGACAAUACCAUAAACGCACCCCAAAAUGCGAACGUUGGCACAAAUCCAGGAGCUCCUAUGAACAACUUUGGAGAUAAUCCUUUAGUUCAGAUGUUUAUGCAAAGUGGGGCAGGAGGAAACAUGAACCCGAACGCGGGACUAGGUGCAGGAGACAACCUGAACCUUGGAUCUUUUGCUAAUUUUCUAAAUCCAGGCGGAAAUGGGGAAUUAAAUAGAGACAGCAUAAGUUCACUAUUAAAUAAUCCACUUGCGAGAUCGUUAAUGAAUGAAAUAAGCAACAAUCCAGAAAUGCUAGCCAAUAUAGUAUCUAACAAUCCACUUCUGAGGAACACAUUUUCACAGAGCCCAAUUAUGCAACCCGUUUUGGAAAAUCCAAACCUGCUAAGAGAAUUAAUGAGACCCGAAUUUCUACAGGCAGGUUUACAAUUUGAAAAUGCUUUAAAUAUGAACAACAGUGGUGGUAAUAAUAACAAUGCAAACAAUGCUAAUAAUAAUCAACGGGGAUUAAGAAUGGAAGAUCUUUUAAGUAACUUGAAUAAUUUCGCAAAUGCAAAUCCAGGUUCAGGUAGCGGAAAUCCAAAUGAUAAUAGUAAUAACAAUAUGAAUAACAUGAGUUCUCUUUUCCAAUCACCUGAACUAUUACAAACAUUUCAACAAGUUAUGCAAGCUAAUCGUAAUUUAGGAAAUUUUAAUUUUCCAAAUGCAGGCCAAAAUAUGGAUUUCAGUGCACCAAAUGUUGCAGAUAAUAGACCACCUGAGGAGCGAUAUGCUUCUCAGUUGCUAAGCCUUCAAGAGAUGGGUUUCAUUGACAAUGAUGCUAAUAUUCAGGCUUUGCAAGAAACAGGAGGGGAUGUAAAUUCUGCAGUUACAAGACUUUUGGAGAAGGGCUUUAAUUAG
Messenger RNA from Plasmodium gonderi, 1176 nucleotides. Its product is annotated as ubiquitin domain-containing protein DSK2. Gene Ontology annotation, molecular function: polyubiquitin modification-dependent protein binding. Gene Ontology annotation, cellular component: cytosol. Gene Ontology annotation, biological process: ubiquitin-dependent protein catabolic process. The record is from RefSeq and is a predicted model, not a curated record. Bases 1 to 1176 code for a protein of 391 amino acids. Lineage: Eukaryota; Apicomplexa; Aconoidasida; Haemosporida; Plasmodiidae. The transcript has 4 exons.